This is a messenger RNA of Musa acuminata AAA Group (dessert banana), 4774 nucleotides long. RefSeq names its product cell division cycle 20.2, cofactor of APC complex-like. Lineage: Eukaryota; Viridiplantae; Streptophyta; Magnoliopsida; Zingiberales; Musaceae. Gene Ontology annotation, biological process: positive regulation of anaphase-promoting complex-dependent catabolic process; positive regulation of ubiquitin protein ligase activity; anaphase-promoting complex-dependent catabolic process. The transcript is spliced from 3 exons. The coding region runs from base 339 to 1622 and encodes 427 amino acids. The record is from RefSeq and is a predicted model, not a curated record. Gene Ontology annotation, cellular component: anaphase-promoting complex. Gene Ontology annotation, molecular function: ubiquitin ligase activator activity; anaphase-promoting complex binding; protein binding.
CUCUCCUCCUCUCGGCUCUCGGCUCUCGGCUCUCGGCUCUCUCGUCGUUCUGCGAAGGUCGGAACUGCUCUCCGACGAACACGAACGGGCACAGCUGCGAGGGUCCUUCCCUUCGAUUUUUAUUGCGGUGAUCUCAUUCCUUUCUUUUUUCUCUUGUUUCGUUUCGCUUGGUUCUUCAUCCGUCGAAAUUUUGAUUAGGGUUCAGAAUUUUUGUUGGUCUUGGGGUUCUUUUAAUCGAUUCUUGGUUGUCGACUUUCUUGUGGGAAGAUCGAUCUUUCUGGUUUUCUCGAUCGUUUUUCGUCACCUAGCCAGUCUCGUUCUGGUUUCGAUUGGAAAAUAUGUCUUCUUCGCGUUCUAGGCGUGUGGAGUACGACCGCUUCAUCCCGUUCCGGUCGGCGAUGGACAUGGACUACGCACGCUUUGCCCUAACCGGGCCUUCGAGACCGCAGCGUGAUGGUUCGAGGGAAUCCCCAUCGAGCGUGGCGUACCAAAAGCUUCUUGAUGACUGCAUUUUGAAGAACAGGUCUCGUAUCCUCGCUUUCAAGACUGCACCUGAAGCGCCGGCCAGCAAGCUGCCCCAGUUUGACGAGCCCAUUCGGCCGCAGAAGAAGCAGCAGAGGCGAAUCCCGAAAGAACCAGAGAGGGUUUUGGUAAUCCACGGCUUGUUGGAUGAUAAUGUUUUGAAUCUCCUCGACUGGGGAAGCAAUAAUGUGUUGGCAAUUGGCCUUGAGGACGCAGUGUAUCUCUGGCACGCUGCAAACGAGUCGACUAAGCUUCUACAACCUGUAGAAGACAGAGGACCUAUCACUUGCAUCCGCUGGUCGCCAGACUGUGCAGUUCUUGCUGUCGCAUUUGGCAAUUCAGAUUUAGACCUGAUUGAUCCAGCAACAGGACAUGUCGUGGAUGGGAUGGAAGAUGAGAACCAGGCCCCUGUGUUGUCACUUGCGUGGAGAAGUAAUUCAAUCUUGACAGUCGGAAGAUUUGAUGGCACUGUUGUUGAUUAUGACUUUAGAAAGGAUGACAUGUUCAUUUGUUUUUAUAAUGAGCAUCGGCGUGGAGUUUGUAGUCUUAAAUGGUCCGUGUUGUUCGGGCGGUAUUUGGCGAGUGGAGGGCAGGACAAACUAGUGCACAUAUGGGAUGCCUGCAUGCCUGUCUCACGUCACCAUCCACGUCAACGUCAAUGGCUUCACAGGAUCAGCAGCCACACUUCCAUUGUGAAGGCCGUUGACUGGUGCUCAACUCGGAGCAACCUGCUGGCUUCUGGUGGAGGUUGCAAUGAUCAUUGCGUUAAGUUUUGGAACACCGUUAAUGGUGCUUGCUUGAACUCGAUUGAUGCUGGCUCUGAAGUUUGUGCAUUACUAUGGGACAAAAACAAAUCUGAAUUACUGACCUCCCAUGGUUCGCCGAACAAUCAACUCACCUUGUGGAAUUACCCAUCCAUGACGAGAGUGGCUGAGGUUUCCGGUCAUUCAUCCCGGGUUCUUUCCUUGGCUGGGAGUCCACUGGGAGGUGUAGUAGCUUCUGCAGCAGCAGAUGAGACAGUCAGGUUUUGGAAUAUCUUUGAGACUCCCAAAAUAACAAAACCUGAACUGCCCUUUGCCCAAUUUAAUGUCAUAAGAUGAAAAGGUGGAUAGGUGGAAAUGAUUAAGAUUCCAAAUGGAAGACUUCUCUAGUGCUUGACAUGAAGAUAUGUUGUUGGUAACAUUGCGAUGGGAAGUUUCGUGGUGUCAAAGAGGCAGUACAUUUUCAUACAAGCGCAUGGAUUCGAGAUCUUCAAAUAUGAGCGCAACCGCCUAAGGUAAGUUAGAAGCCUUACAGCCUUUUACAGCAUUUUAGUAGGCUUAUUUACAACAUGACUAUCAUUGCAGCUACGAGUCUGAUUUUUGUUUCCUAUUUAUUGUUUAUCAUUUCAUAGUUAUCGAUAUGAUUAUUGCCCAAUUGAUGAAACAUGUGGUCUAUAAUUUUUGCCCAAUUGUUAUGAUCUAAUUAUGUGGUUUAAAGUGAUUUCAAUUUGCUUCUCUUGUGUUUCUUUUUUGUAAGUUACUAUCUUUGUCUCAUUUUUAUUUGAGAAUUUUUGUGCAGACUAUAUAUUUUGUUGUGUAUGCUAAUCAUGCAUAAUUAGAUCAAACUGAUAGAUGCUUAUUGUUUUUUUUUCUUUUUUGAGUUGAGAUUUCGUAUGAUAUUCAAUAUGACCUUGGUAUCACAUGAAGACAUCACAUUGCACACCUAAAAGAGUGUUUGACAAUCGAGAGAUCUAUGCAUUAUAAGAGGUAAUUGCCUAUGGCCUUAUGUUUCUAUUUUUCUUUCCGACUAUAAGUUUCCUAUGAUAUAAGUUAAACUUAAGAAUUUUAUAUUCUUUUAGGACUAUAAAGAAACUUUGAAGAUUGAACUGUGUAGCUCUAUUGCCAGAACAAAGCACUUGCAAUAUGGCCUUAAGUAUCACAUAAAGAUAUCACAUUGCCAAAACAAACUUUGAAGAUUGAACCGUAUAACAAACUUCAGAUUUCCUUUUCCAUUUUUUUUGAGUUGAGAUUUCUUAUAACAUUCAAUAUGGCCUAGUUAUCACAUGAAGACAUCACAUUGCAUAUCUAGAAGUGUGUUUGACAAUCGUGAGAUCUAUGCAUUAUAAGAGGUAAUUGCCUUUGGCCCUAUGCUUCUUUUUUCUUUUCUAACUAUAGGUUUCCUAUGAUAUAAGUUGAACUUCAGAAUUUUAUAUUCUUUUAGGACCAUUAAGAAACUUUGAAGAUUGAACUGUGUAGCUCUAUUGCCAGAUCAAAGUACUUUCACAUGAAGAAUUUAAAAUCUUGCUAUGGUGUCUUUGCUAAAUCUUUAUUCACAGAUACAAAGAUAUUAAAGCAUCUUUGGAUUUGCUUAGAGGGUGAAAAUAUGGAAACUUAUGGUGUUGCACAACUAUAAUCAUAUUCAACAACUAAGAGAUCUAUGCAUAAUUUUGAUCUAAGAUGUAACUUCUUAUGUCUUUAUUUUUUGGGUGACUAAAGGUUCCCUAAAAUAUCCAUUAGCCUUCAGAUUUUUUAUGUUGUUUUAGGACCAUUCUAGAACCCAUGAAAACUUUUAUUUGGUGUAGAUCUUAUUUCACUACGGAGUACUUCAUGUCACUUGAAAUAGUGUUUUUUUUAAUGUUUAUUUGCAUAUACAAAGAUACUAAAGCAUCUCAGGAUUUUGUUUAGAGGGUGAAAAAAUUUAGAAAAUUGUGGAGUUGCAAAACUAGAAUUGUGUUUGACAAUCAAAAGACUGUUGAUCAACCACUCAGAUAUUGUUUAAAAAACUGUUCAUGAAAUGAAUAAUUUGAAAUUUAAAAUUUUUCGAAAAUAAAGAUAAGUUCAAGAGUGAAAUCCAAGCCUAAAAUUUUCUGUUUUUAGUAAGAUGUGUCAUAAUUUCUAUAGAAAACAGUUAUUCAACCUAAGAGAACUACAAACCACAGUAUAUACCAUAAUAGUAAAGAGAUACCAAACAAAUAAAUCUAUAAGCUUGAUAAAGGUGAGGCAUUGUAAUUCUAUUUAUUAUGUUUUUCCCUGUGAAAUGAACAAAAAUAUCAAAUUUAUAUGUCUUUCCAUGAAUAGAUUAUGUCUUCUGCAACAUAGAUACACUUCUGAUCCUAAGAUAGGGCUUGAAAAAUGAUGUCAAAUGGGAUAUAAUGCAGUUCUAAAGUUUGGAAGUUAGCUUACUAGACCAACAGUUCAUAAAUGCUUCAUUAUAGUGAUAGUGGAGUAGUUCGGGUCCUUCCGAUUAACAGGAUCUUCAUUAAAGGUUUCGAUUUGGAUUUAUCUUGCUGAAUCAGCUGUAGUUGUAGCAGAGUGGUAGCAAUGUUCAUGAGCUUGAUAGAUAAGCUUGCUAUGUUUCAUAUAAAUGUUCACCAAUUAAUGACAUGGCUACUAUUCUAGUAUUUUUCCAAUUAUGUUGUUGUGGUCAUUUAUCACAAGUUUCAGCAUCCAAGCACUAUAUCUGAAAUUUGCCUUUUGUAAGUAUAACACCGACCUUUGAGUUGGUAUUUCUUGUUUCCAACUUCCCUAUUUGUUUAUUGAGAUUAAGGUAGCAGCAGCGGUUGUGAUUAUUUAUUGCGAUUCCAGUAAUAUCACAUGUGGUAUCAAGUUUAAAUUUGACAUGAUAAUUCCGAUUGAUUUAUUUAAGUCAUCAUUUUUUUUAAUAAUCUAUUGAUGAUCUUGUUGGUUGUAAUGGAGAGACAAAUUGAAUAUUGGGUAAGCAUUUGAAGUUUCCAUCACCAAAGUUACCAUCCCUUCCAACACCUCUACCUCUGUGACCCUUGCCAUUGUCAUAUAUAUAUUGUAAACUAUUAUUGGCCUUAUGGAUAAGGCUAAUGCGGCGGAGAUUGAUGAUCCUCAGAAAGCUCCAGAGCUUGAUCGAGACAAACAAGAAACUGCAGUGAAGCUCAUGGCCAAUGGUGCGUGCACCCUUUGCAACACGGGGAAGGGACAAAGAGACUUAGAGCAUUGAUGUUUCAUUUACUGGAAUUUGAGAAUCAGAUGAUGGCGAUUGCAAUAUGUGGAUAUGGAAUUAUGGAAUAGUGUCACUUGGUAGAAUAUCUUUUCUUUGAUUAUUAGCUCUUAUGUUGUCUAGAUUCAACAUCCAAUAGCAUUUUGUAGUGCUUAUGAUCAAGAUUUUAGUUAUGCUCACUGAUCCGAAGUUUUUGUUUAUGUUCACUUAUCCAAAUUGAGAGAUUUACAUGGGCUCUUGAAAUGUUGCUGAAGUCAAGUCUGUAAUUUUGUGCCCUUAAUGUUGGAACUAUAAAUUUUUA